AGUGUAAGGACCAUGGAGGAGGAGCUAAAAUUAUUCUUCGAGGAAUGCCGGAAGCAGGAAUUUUCUGGCCAGGAAAUGUGGGCCAUAUGCAAGCCUCUAAUCUGGAGAAUCCGAAUGGCAAGGGCUAGAAGGUGGCUUUUUAUCGGCCUUCCUAUUUUGGUCUCUUACAUCCUUUGGCUAUACUGCGAUACCUUUGCUUGGUACGUGAGUGCCCUGGGCCGGAUAAUGCUCAUCCAAGUCCUGCCUCUCUGGGACUGGACUCCCUACUACAAUUCAAAGUGUUUGAUUGCUCGGAAUGCUCAGCGAGUACAAGAGGAGCUACCGCCGCUGGGCAGGCACGAAACCGUGUGGGAGAAUUGUGCCCUCUGCGAGUCUCUAGAAGGAAUAACUACAACUUCGAACAUGAGCUACUCCUUGCUGGAAUCUCAGUAUCUGGAGCGCGGCAUACCCAUCAUACUUACCGAUGCUGGGUUGGAAACAAAUUUUUACAAUCUUUUGGAGCUCAUAGAGGAAAGGACACCGGAAUGGCUCAGCAGUGAGCCCUGUGACGUUUCCACCAAUCUUCUGUUAAAGAAACUCUUCAACCUAGAGGCGGCCUUUGACAAGAUAUACUCUGCUGGAAAUCCUUGGCACCUGCAGCUCCGUAACUGCCAGAAGAAAGCGGUGAAGUCGUCGCGGUUGUUUCUGGAACGUCCCUACUAUUAUCCUUUACACCUGGCUCCAUACUAUUCCAGCUGGAUACUGGCUGUUCAUCAACAAAAGCGACACCAGGCUGAGAUCUAUGUCCGAGGGUUGAUUCUUUUCCAGCAACUAAGCGGGCACUUCGAGGUGACUCUUAAUCCCAAGGAGCCAUGCAACCAGGACAUAUGCCCCAGCUUAAGGAUGCGUCUGAACGCAGGAGAGGGGUUGAUCUUUUCGACAGACCUCUGGAGACUGAGCUACGGUUUGGAGAAACCGAAUUCAAAGCAGAGCUCCCUGGCCAGCAUCUUCGAAAUCGACUGGCAGCCAUAA
Molecule: messenger RNA, 1011 nt
Organism: Drosophila bipectinata
Lineage: Eukaryota; Metazoa; Arthropoda; Insecta; Diptera; Drosophilidae
Source: RefSeq, a predicted model, not a curated record